AUGAGCGGUCUGGGCACUUCAAUCCCAGAACUCCCAGUCAAAUUAUUUCUGGACAAUGCAGCCUCUCAAUUGAAAAGCAUCAACGUUGCUAAUGUGAAGCAGGAGCUCCUCGACAAGGGGCAUAUCAAAGAUGGACGAUGGGCCGCCUUCAAGUCAAAUCCAGCCAAAUCGCAAGAUAACGAGGAAAUAUCUUUCAUACCCCUUACAGAGGUUAUAACACAUAUAUGCGAAUGUAGUGGUCUUUGCAAGACUAGAAAGCGAACUACGUACAUGGAUAACCUAAAUUCGAUACCAGAAUCUGUGCGAUCAAACUUAACUCGUCCUGAUGGUUGUUUUGUCCUCUAUGACAGUAAUAAACCCCCGGUUCCCAAAGGAUCAAAUCAAAACCCUACAAUUUCUUGGGACGACAUAGCUGUCGCAAUUGAAUUCAAGAAGAAGGCUGGCGAUGAUGACAUAGUGAUUCUCCAUCACAUCCUGCGAAGUGAUCCCUGCCGAAGGUUUGCGUUUGGCAUAACAGUCGAAGCCAACCAAAUGAGAUUUUGGUUUGCAAAUCGUUCGACAGUAUUCACUACAAAGCCGUUCGAUUUCAUAACGGAACACGAGUUUUUGAUACAUUGCGUUCUAUCGUUCACCUACGCGGAAAAGGCGGAUCUUGGAUGGGACCCCACCAUAAAGCAGCAGACGGACAAGCUCCAGCUAUCUACCGCGCAGAGGGAAUUCUGUCUGACUUUGGGGCUGACGCGCUACGUGGUCGAGGAACUCGAGUCUUUUAAAGCUCGUCGAUUCAAUAUCCAAAGUGGCGAAGUCGAAGGAAAACCUGUCGCUAUCAAGGAUGCUUGGGUUGACGAGGACCGUGACAGGGAAGGAGAUAUCCGCAAAACGUUCGAAGCUGAAGCUGAUGAUGAUGACAAAGGCGAGAUACGGAAAUACUUCUUGACGGUACUGGAUCAUGGAGAUGUCAUUAUCGACGGGCAUGUUGAUCACACGCGAGAUUUACACUUGCGCAAUGUCAAUAUUCCCUCUGAUUCUCGUUUCCGACUCCAAAGAAAGGAGCUUCCAGCUGAUCCCGUUUCUAGCACCGGCUCUGCACCUUCCUCGGGUAUCCCAGGGCAAACUCGUGCUCCUCAUGCAGGUCAUUAUCAGUAUUCGUUCAAGGUCCACCAUCGGAUCGUCUUUGAAGAAGUCGCCCAGCCAAUAUACACUUUGAAAUACCUGGCUGAUGUCCUUCGAAUAAUGAUACAUGGCACCACCAGCCUUCAACUUUUGCACAAAUACGGAUGGGUGCAUCGAGACGUCAGCACCGGUAAUCUCUUGGUGUAUGAAGGCAAUGGGAAAAUGGGCGACUUAGAAUUUACGAAGAAAUCGGACCAGGAAAGCACUCAUGAAAUCCGUACCGGGACACUCAACUUUAUGGCGGUGGAGGUUGAAGCUCAGCGGUACAACUUCAAGCCGUCUCUAGCAGAUCCCCUCGCAGAUGCGCCAACAUCGAGAUCCGCUUUUCGUUACAAUCCCUUGCACGACCUUGAAUCAAUGUGGUGGAUUGGUGUGUGGAUGAUAUUCAACCACAGAGACAUCGAAGAGAUGGAAGAUAAUAUCAAAGAGCAGAUCCAACAAACGCAGAUCCUCUUCCCGGAGGUGCUGGGUGGAAGCACGGGAAGAGGGCUUGUUUUGAAGACGGAGGAUUGGCUCGUGGAAUGCCUUUGGUGUCUUCCUCGAUCUUUUAGAGGCCCAGUAGUAUGCCUCAGUACCAUCAGGAAAAUACUUGUCGACCAUUAUAACGCAGCCGAGGCGGUACAUGGCAAGAUCAACCCAGCUGCGUUCAAAGGCAUUCAUAGCUCUUUUAUUGAGCAACUUCGAUAUCCGAUGAAGGAAGCCGGGAAGACUGCAUUGUAUUCGCUCGUCGAUAUCCUCGUGAAGAAGCGGACGCGAGGUCAGUUCGAAACUAGUCGCGAUCCCCCAACGGGCGGGUACGACAGAACUUCUCCCACUCCUCAGACGAAGAGGCAAAAGACCGAAACUGUUCUAGUAGUGGAUUAUGAGCCCCCUAGUUCACAAAGGAUCACACCAGGAAAUCGAUAG
This is a messenger RNA of Serpula lacrymans var. lacrymans S7.9, 2079 nucleotides long. RefSeq lists its product as uncharacterized. Bases 1 to 2079 code for a protein of 692 amino acids. The record is from RefSeq and is a predicted model, not a curated record. The transcript has 7 exons. NCBI's taxonomy places the organism in Eukaryota, Fungi, Basidiomycota, Agaricomycetes, Boletales, Serpulaceae.